AUGACUGGAACAAGUUCUCAAGGCUUCUCUCUGCUUGAUGCAAGCAUCGCCGAGCUUCAACAUGCCCUCUCGUCAGGAUCACUCACCAGCGUGGACUUGGUCUGCCGCUAUCUGCGUCGCAUUAGCGUCUAUGAUGCCAAUGGACCUAAACUCAGCGCUAUUCCGAUUCUCAACCCAUUUGUUUUCGAAGAGUCCGCCGCUUCAGAUGCCCACCGGGCAUCAGGACUUCCUCCUCGACCACUAGAGGGAAUCCCAUUCUUAGUCAAAGACAAUAUCAAAGUGAAAGGCAUGGUAGUCGCCAAUGGCUCCCCAGCGUUCGAACAUCUUAUCGCAAACGAAGAUGCCGCUUGUGUACAGCUCCUCCGCGAGGCCGGUGCAGUUCUACUAGGCAGAACUAACAUGCCUGCCAUGGCAUACGGUGGAAUGCAGCGCGGAAUCUGGGGUCGCGCCGAGAGUCCUUAUAAUAGUGAAUACUUGGCAGCAGCAUAUGCUUCCGGUUCGUCGAAUGGAUCGGCGGUCGCUACAAGCUCAAAUUUCUGUGCUUUUUCUCUUGGGACGGAGACUGUCUCGUCGGGUCGCUCACCUGCGUCCAAUAAUGCCGUUGUCGCUUAUACGCCUUCCAAGGGGCUCCUCCCACUCCGUGGUGUCUUUCCUCUCUAUCCAACCUGUGACGUCCUAGUACCGCACACGAAGACGGUGGCUGAUCUUUUCCAUGUCCUUGAUGUUUUGGCAAUCUCUGAUCCUAACCCAAAAGGGGACUUUUACAAUGAGCAGAAGGUUGUCCCUCUGCCUGCAGUGACAACAAUUCGACCCGAGUCCUUCUCCAGUCUACAGGACAAAUCAUCAUUGCAAGGAAAGCGGAUCGGUAUCCCAUCGAUGUAUAUCGGAGGUGACGACUCUUCUAUUUUACCCGUCAGUAAAGUGCACACCCGGGCCUCAAUCAUCAGACUAUGGCAAGAAGCCCGGCGUGCUCUCGAGGCAAGUGGUGCCGAAGUUAUCGAAACAGAUUUUCCUCUCGUAACAACUUAUGAGAAAAACGCAUCCUCAGGCCAACUUGUGACCGUCGCAAACCUUCCGGAGGGAUGGGCAGCCAAGGAACGAUGUGAAGUUGUAUCGCACGCGUGGGACGAUUUUCUAGUGGCAAACGGUCAAAAGGGUCUUGAGUCCUUGACUCGUGUGGAUCCUACUACGAUCUUUCCUCUCGCACCAGGUUCUGUACUCGGUACACCCGAGGCCGCCAACAAACCACGCUGGGGCGAGAUCGUCGAGUAUCCGCAUAAUAAACCACCUUCUAUAUUCGAAGUUCCCGGGAUGCUUCAAGCGAUCCAGGCACUCGAAACCGCUCGCAAGGAGACAUUCGAGGCGUGGAUGGACAACCUGGGUCUUGAUGCAGUUGUCUUCCCAGCUAUCGCAGAUGUCGGUGCUGCAAAUGCAGAUGUGGACGAGGAAGCUUCUCGAUAUGCUUGGAGCAAUGGCGUCAAGUAUUCGAAUGGAAACCGGCCUGUACGUCAUCUUGGCGUGCCGACUAUCUCUAUUCCUAUGGGUGUGAUGGAAGAUACACAUAUGCCCGUCAGUCUCACAUUUGCUGGGAAGGCAUAUGAGGAUAUCAGUCUCUUACAAUAUGGAUUUGCGUUUGAAUUGGCGACGAAAUCCCGCGUUCAACCACCUCUUGUGCCCGCUCUUGAUUCCGAUCACAUUCUGGCCAGUGGUUCUGCUCCCAAAAAUGCCUCACAGAUUCUGGAGAUUGUUGUUGAGACACAGACAAAGGAAGUUCGAGAUUCAGAGGUCGUUGUUCACAUUGAAGGAUCUGUGAUUGGUGCCACAUUUACACACUUACUGUGUUAUGUCAAUGGCCAACCAUGCAAUACCACUGUGAAUGGCGAGAGAUGGUCCCUGAGAACAACGUACCCUGUCUCCGAGAGAGAUAACAACUGGGAAAAAUGGUCCUCCCCCGCACUGAAGCAGACUCUUGUCCUUAUUUUAGCGCACGACGAUGCUAGCCCUACAGCUGGGAAGCUAAUUAUCCUGUGA
Molecule: messenger RNA, 2031 nt
Organism: Penicillium pulvis
Lineage: Eukaryota; Fungi; Ascomycota; Eurotiomycetes; Eurotiales; Aspergillaceae
Product: amidase family protein
Exons: 1
Coding region: 1-2031 (676 amino acids)
Source: RefSeq, a predicted model, not a curated record